This is a messenger RNA of Heterocephalus glaber (naked mole-rat), 2172 nucleotides long. It is a transcript of the gene Fzd9, whose product is annotated as frizzled class receptor 9. The record is from RefSeq and is a predicted model, not a curated record. Gene Ontology annotation, molecular function: transmembrane signaling receptor activity; Wnt-protein binding. Gene Ontology annotation, cellular component: membrane. Lineage: Eukaryota; Metazoa; Chordata; Mammalia; Rodentia; Bathyergidae. Gene Ontology annotation, biological process: non-canonical Wnt signaling pathway; canonical Wnt signaling pathway.
CGCCCUCGGCCCGGGAUGGCCGUGUCGCCGCCGCUCCGCCGGGCGCUGUUGCUGUGGCAGCUGCUGGCGACGGUCGGCGCGGCGCUGGAGAUCGGCCGCUUCGACCCGGAGCGCGGGCGCGGGGCGGCGCCGUGCCAGGCGAUAGAGAUCCCCAUGUGCCGCGGCAUCGGCUACAACCUGACCCGCAUGCCCAACCUGCUGGGCCACACGUCGCAGGGCGAGGCGGCCGCCGAGCUGGCCGAGUUCGCACCGCUCGUGCAGUACGGCUGCCACAGCCACCUGCGCUUCUUCCUGUGCUCGCUCUACGCGCCCAUGUGCACCGACCAGGUCUCCGCGCCCAUCCCCGCCUGCCGGCCCAUGUGCGAGCAGGCCCGGCUGCGCUGCGCGCCCAUCAUGCAGCACUUCAACUUCGGCUGGCCCGACUCGCUCGACUGCGCGCGGCUGCCCACGCGCAACGACCCGCACGCGCUCUGCAUGGAGGCGCCCGAGAACGCCACGGCCGGCCCCGCCGAGCCCCACAAGGGCCUGGGCAUGCUGCCCGUGGCGCCCCGGCCCGCGCGGCCCCCCGCAGACGCAGCCCCGGGCCCGGGAGGAGGCGGCGGCGGCGCCUGUGAGAACCCCGAGAAGUUCCAGUACGUGGAGAAGAGCCGCUCGUGUGCGCCGCGCUGCGGGCCCGGCGUCGAGGUCUUCUGGUCGCAGCGCGACAAGGACUUCGCGCUCGUCUGGAUGGCAGUGUGGUCGGCGCUGUGCUUCUUCUCCACGGCCUUCACCGUGCUCACCUUCCUACUGGAGCCUCACCGGUUCCAGUACCCCGAGCGCCCCAUCAUCUUUCUCUCCAUGUGCUACAACGUGUACUCGCUGGCCUUCCUCAUCCGCGCCGUGGCGGGCGCGCAAAGCGUGGCCUGCGACCAGGAGGCGGGCGCGCUCUACGUGAUCCAGGAGGGCCUGGAGAACACGGGCUGCACGCUGGUCUUCUUGCUGCUCUACUACUUCGGCAUGGCCAGCUCGCUGUGGUGGGUGGUCCUCACGCUCACCUGGUUCCUGGCGGCCGGCAAGAAGUGGGGCCACGAGGCCAUUGAGGCCCACGGCAGCUAUUUCCACAUGGCGGCCUGGGGGCUGCCGGCACUCAAGACCAUCGUUGUGCUGACUCUGCGCAAGGUGGCGGGGGAUGAGCUGACCGGGCUCUGCUAUGUGGCCAGCAUGGACGUGGCAGCGCUCACGGGCUUCGUGCUGGUGCCCCUCUCCUGCUACCUGGUGCUGGGAACCAGCUUCCUCCUGACGGGCUUCGUGGCACUCUUCCACAUCCGCAAGAUCAUGAAGACAGGUGGCACCAACACAGAGAAGCUGGAGAAACUCAUGGUGAAGAUCGGGGUCUUCUCCAUCCUCUACACGGUGCCCGCCACCUGCGUCAUUGUCUGCUAUGUCUACGAACGUCUCAACAUGGACUUCUGGCGCCUUCGGGCCACAGAGCAACCGUGCACACUGGCCACUGUGCCCGGAGGCCGCAGGGACUGCUCGCUGCCAGGGGGCUCCGUGCCCACCGUGGCUGUCUUUAUGCUUAAAAUCUUCAUGUCUCUGGUGGUGGGCAUCACCAGCGGUGUCUGGGUGUGGAGCUCCAAGACUUUCCAGACCUGGCAGAGCCUGUGUCACCGCAAGAUGGCUGCUGGCCGGGCCCGGGCCAAGGCCUGCAGGGCCCCCACAGGCUACGGCCGUGGCACCCACUGCCACUAUAAGGGCCCCACGGUGGUCUUGCACAUGACUAAGAUGGACCCCUCUCUAGAGAACCCCACACACCUCUAGCAACACAGCCCUGGCUCCAGGUGGUGGCUGCCCCUCCUUGCCCCCCUCUUCCUCGCCACCCCCCUGCCCCAGACAGCUGACUAGCAGCUGUCCAGCUGUCAAGGCCAGGCAAGUGAGUGCAGGGGGCUGAGGAUCAGGGACCCAGUAAGGCUCACACCCUUGCGCCCCCUAAUGCAGGGGGUGGCCUGCCUGAGUUCCCCGAGGGCCCUAGGAGAGGAUGAGGGGGCAGAGGGCAUGAUCCAGCAGGGAGUUUAUUUAAUGAUGUAAUUUAUUGUUGUGUUCUCUGGAAGCUGUGACUAGAAUAAACCCCUGUGUGGCACUGCUGACUCCUCUUUGGGCUGGAAAGGGGGCAGGUAGGAGGGUGAGGGUCCU